Messenger RNA from Frieseomelitta varia, 1254 nucleotides. RefSeq lists its product as uncharacterized. Gene Ontology annotation, cellular component: elongator holoenzyme complex. Gene Ontology annotation, biological process: tRNA wobble uridine modification. The record is from RefSeq and is a predicted model, not a curated record. NCBI's taxonomy places the organism in Eukaryota, Metazoa, Arthropoda, Insecta, Hymenoptera, Apidae. The transcript has a single exon. Bases 416 to 1177 code for a protein of 253 amino acids.
UGUGAUCUAUUAAAAUUUUCUUAAAAAUUCGCGCCGUUGGUCGUAACAGUUCAGUAAUUUGCAUCUGAAUCUAACCUUAGAUUUAAUUAACUUAUUUAAGACUAAUAAAAGUAUGUAUUCCAUGUUAUCAUAGAGUACGUAUAUCACUCUAACAAGAUAUGAAAAUUAUGUUCUGUUAUAUAUAAUUAAUUAUUAAUUGCUGGAUAAAUUAAGAUGAAAAAUUUAUCCUGUUUGAUAGUGUUUAAAUGCAACAUACAUAACCAAUAAUUGCUGUGUGUCUGAAAUCUAAAAGAUGAAAUAUAAUUGUAUAAAAAAUAAUUUAAAUUGAAAAUAUAAUAACAUCAAUUUAUAAGUAAUUCAUAAAUCCAUUAAAAAUAAAAUUCUCCUAUUAUUUUUAAUGUGAAUUGCUAAUAUAAUGGAUUCAGUAUCGAAUGUACUUGGUAUUGAUAAAGUGAAUAUGGAUGGAAAAUUAAUUUGUAUAGAAGAGCAACAUGAUACUAAUGCAAAUUUUGUAUUGAGUUCUAUUAUAUCUAAUGCAUUAAAAAGGAAUUAUGAAAUAUGUUUUGUAUUAUUUCAUAAUACAAUGAAUCAUUAUCAUAACAUGGGCACGAAAUUUGGUUAUAAUCUUACAUUACUGAAAGAAAAAGGUAAAGUCACAAUUAUAGAACCAAUGAAGAUUAUUGCAUUUAACAUGGAAUAUAUAUACGAACAAACAGCAAACAAUAUAGUCCAUGAUAUAUUUGUAAUUAUUAAAAGUGAACUUGAUAAAAUAAUACAAAGCAAUGAACAUGUUGUUAUUAUAAUUGACGACUUAAGUCAUAUUUAUAAUUUUGGAUGCAAUUUGAAAGAAUCUAUGUAUUAUAUAAGAUAUUUAAGAUCACUUAUUGAAUAUUAUAAUGUGUCUCAACUUUGCGUUGUAAUGCAUACCUAUAAAGAUGAAAAUUCUUUUUCCAAUAUACUUACACAUGGACUGAAAUACAUAGCACACUUAUUUAUUAAGACCGAGCCACUUGAAACAGGAUAUUCCAGUAAUGCAUCUGGAAAUAUAACAAUUAAUUGGAAAAUAGAUGAUGUUAGAAUAAAAUAUAAUUGGCCUGAGGUAAUGAAAUAUAUAUAUAAGUUAUCAGAUCGUCAAGUACAAAUUUACUCACCCGGUACAUCGGCUUUAUUAGCGUAAAACGAAUCUCUUGGAAAUUUAUAAUUUUAUAUGACAAGUAUGUGUAUGAAAAAAUAAUAAACCAUUUUAUAAAUUUA